Trichomonas vaginalis G3 is the source of this 633-nucleotide messenger RNA. Its product is annotated as histidine phosphatase superfamily (branch 2) family. Lineage: Eukaryota; Parabasalia; Trichomonadida; Trichomonadidae. The coding region runs from base 1 to 633 and encodes 210 amino acids. The record is from RefSeq and is a predicted model, not a curated record. The transcript has a single exon.
AUGACAGAUGAAGAAGGUAGUGGAAGAUCAUUAUUGAAACCAUCUAUUCAAACAUGCAAAGAAAUCACUAAUGAUGAUGAUAUCAUUAAGGAAUAUUGGCCAUCCAUUAGUCCAAUUGCUUCGAAAUAUGGAAUUGAGCAAACAUAUGAAAAUAUGAUAGAUAUUGCACGUUGGGUUAUUUCAUAUUCAUGCAGUGGAAGAAAACUUCCUUUCAGUGUUACACAAGAAAUACAAGAUGCCUGUCAUAAGAUCAUCAACAAGCAUACAUAUGGAAGAUUUAGUAAGAAACCAGAGUUAUUUGCAUCCUAUCUAAUGAGAGAAUUCAUUAGAAUCCCAUCGAAUAUAACAGGAAUAGAGUAUAAAUUUUCAUUAUUCUCUGGAAGUGAAGAAUCAGUUGCUUCUAUCCAUCAACUUCUUGCAGGAAGCGAUGCCAAUGUUACAAUGACAGAGCAUUAUGCAAAUCAUUUAUUGAUGGAAAUUUGGACUAAAGGUAAAACAGAAUAUGUUCGAUUCGCAUAUAAUGGUCAAGUCAUCAAACUUAAAGAAAUGAAAGGCAAGGAUAUUGUAAAACUGUCAGAUUUCAAGAAGUCUGAAUAUAAGAAUGUUAAUGACUAUUGUAAAGAUCUUCCUUAA